CCUUGUUUCAAAAUCUAGCAAGACAUCAGUUUUAAAUACUCAGUUCUUCUUUUGAUUUUUACAGUUAUUGUGUGGUAAUGGAGAUGCUGUGAUUGUUAUAAAUACCAGGAGUUGCUUUGCAUUUUUUGCCUUGAUCGUAAUAAAGCUGAGCAAUAUAAAAAAUUUGCAGUUUUCACACAUGUACACGUUUAACAUGCUGGUAUCAAAGCCAAGCUGGAUUACUUUGCUGCUGUUACUUUGCAGACAUGGUGUCGAGGGAAUACUUAGCUUGGCCUGUGAGGGUGACACAUUAAAACUGCGAUGUGACUGGGGUUACAUAAGGGUCAAUAGCGCCAACUAUGGGCGGCUUUCAAUAUUUAUAUGCUCUAGAGGGAAAUCAAAAGAACAAGUCUCAAAUUAUCAGUGCCUCCAAGAAGGAACCCUCCCAAUAGUGUCCAUGAGGUGUGACGGAAAAAAAAGAUGCUCGGUUCCUGUACAGGACUCAAUUUUCUCUGACCCGUGUUAUGGAAUUGCUAAAUACCUUGAUGUUAUCUAUUCGUGUUUACCAUUUAAAACAAGUGUUACUUGUGAAGGUAGCCGAAAUGACAUUCAAUGUGAGACUGGUGUUAUUCGGAUUAAACAUGCCAAUUACGGACGGAGAGACAAAACAACCUGCCCUCAUAAACAGGCAACUACAGCUGAAUGUUUCUCUCCUCAGACUAAACGCUUUCAAUUGAGCUGCGAUGGAAAGAAGUCAUGUUCUCUUCAUGCUUCGAGUUCUGUCUUGGGCGAUCCGUGUUUUGGUGUUCAUAAGUACUUGGAGGUGGCUUACAUUUGUAAAUAAGUAUAAACAACUCGGAUGUUGGAUAUUACGACCUCAAACCUAGAAGUGAACUUCUGGAAAGUCAAAAGAAGGCUGCGUCAUACCAAAGAUGUUCAGUUGGGUUUAGGUCUAGGGUUAACUGAAAUUCCUAGACCGAAUCAAUAAUUUCUUCAUUAGUUUUGCUUUACCCAGCAAGCAAUAGCCGCCAUUUACUGUUUAGGUUAACUUUAAACCUGAUAGUCCAGCCAUGAGUAACCUACUUCAAGCCAAAAUAACUUGCUUUUUACAAAAUAACUUGUGAAAUGUAUUAUAUUGCAUCAUGGCAAAGUCAACAGUGAUUACAAGGUGUUUGGUUUCAUUUAUUUACUUAGCCCAUUUGUAAUUAAAAAAUAAAUUAAGGUUAGACAUCUAUUUAAUUUUCUCUGACAGCCCAAAUUUGGCCUUGUUUAAAAGUUCAUGUUUGAAAAGAAAAGGGCCCUGCCCAAAUUGUUGCUAUAGAAUUAGAAACACACAAUUCUCAAGAAUUAAAGUUUGUGCUCACAGAAAUGACUAAAGUAGUCAAACAUGUUUGCUAGAAGUGGCCACCCCAAAACUUUUGUCCAUAUUUUAGUUGUUUAAGAAAUGAGAAGCUACACAUUGUAUCAGUUAUUGCUUAAGCCAUUAAUCACUGCAAUAAUGGUCCAGUUGUAUUUGCUUAAAUGCAAAUGCAUGGCAACUUUUUUUGUUUUGGCCGGGCAGUGGACAAACAUGGUGUAACUACAUUGCUACAAUCCUUGGUAGCGCAUGAUACUUACAACAUCAGUAUACUGUAAGAUUGGGUUGGGAAAGCUGCAAAAAAAAUUAUGUGAAGCCUGAAUGUAAUGUCGCUUUGUAUAAAAAUGAUAAAUAAAUAUUCUAACAGGUUAUACCAUCUAUUCAGGUGAACCCCAACACUGCUAGACGUCUUUAAUGGAGGAAUACUGCUGGUGAUAAAACAACAUUUUAUUGAAAGUUGAUUCAUUUG
This is a messenger RNA of Misgurnus anguillicaudatus (oriental weatherfish), 1805 nucleotides long. RefSeq names its product L-rhamnose-binding lectin CSL3. Gene Ontology annotation, molecular function: carbohydrate binding. The record is from RefSeq and is a predicted model, not a curated record. Lineage: Eukaryota; Metazoa; Chordata; Actinopteri; Cypriniformes; Cobitidae.